AUGUCGAGUGAAAUCACGCCGGCGAAGCAAUCCGCUUCGGCGGAUAACGAGAAAAGCACGACUAAUACCGAGAAGAGCGUUGUUGAUGCCGAUAUUCAGCAACAUGGUGUCGCACCAACUCCAACCGAGGCUAUUCGUAAGCUUUGGACCAAGUCCCCUCUCAUGGUCGCUUUUGGCGGUCUAUUUGUCAUGAACUUCUGCAUGGUUUUCGCUGCUUCUUCCGCCGGCGUUUACGAUCCCUACGCUACAAGUCAUUUCCAGGGCCAUUCGCUCAUCGCAACGGCCAACAUCAUCCACGGAAUUGUCCGCAUUGUUGGGUACCCGCUUAUGGCAAAAGUCGCGGAUCAUGUAGGACGACCCCAAGGAUUCGCCGGUGCGGCAAUUAGCAUGGCUUUAGGAAACGUUCUCUACGCUGCCUGCCGUAACGUAGAGACAUACUUGGCCGGAGGCAUUUUCGAGUCGUUCGGAGAUACCUGGUGGACUAUAACCGAACAGAUCUUCAUCGCUGAAGUAACAUCUCUCAUCAACCGUGGUUUCCUCUUUACGCUCCCAGAGUCGCUAGCAGCUAUUCCGACUUUAUACGCCGGCACAUACCUCGGUGAGCACAUGCUGCUCAAUUCCUCAUGGCGCUGGGGUUUUGGCAUGUGGGCUGCCAUAAUGCCUUUCUGUGCCUUGCCCACCAUUGCCAUCAUGAUCUUCAUGAAGAUGAGAGCUAGGAAGAAGGGAAUUGAGCAGAAGCGCACCUCACUACGAGCUGCUUCCGAGAUUCCCGAGGGUGCUUCGCUGCUGGUACAGAUCAAGCAAGUCCUCUAUGUACAGCUGGAUAUGGUUGGUGCGUUUCUGUUGCUUGGUGGUCUUGCUAUGACACUUCUUCCUUUGUCUAUCACAGGUAGGAGAAACACAGAGAGAUGGUCUGAGCCUUCUUCAAUUGUGCUUCUGGUUGUCGGAGUCUUGACAUUUGUUGUCUUCCUGAUCUGGGAUGGCCGAUAUGCUAAGAAGCCUAUCGUUCCGUUCCGGAUGAUCAAGAAUCGCAAUGUCAUUCUCGCCUGUGCUUCGGUGUGCUUGAUUGCCAUGUCCGACUCGACAUACCGAACUUUCGCACCAAGUUUCCUACAGGUUGCUGGUGGAUAUUCACCCGGCCAUGCCGUGAGAAUUGAUAACGCCCGAAGAGUCGCUCUCAACCUCGGUGGCCUCGUGAUUGGUCUCGCUAUCCGAUUUGUAAAACAUACCAAGCCUUUCAUCAUACUGGGCUUCAUCAUGGUUGCUCUCGCAAACGGUCUGCCAAUCUACUUUACUAACAUCGAGGGGUCCCGCGUUGCCAACGAAGCUGCCUUGACUACAGGUCAAACCCUUCUUGGUCUCGGUCGUGGUUUUGCUCAAGUGCCGCUUCAAGUUGCGCUGCAAGCUGCAGUUCCCGAUCAUGAGAUUGGUAUCGCGACGGCAAUGUUUCUUUCAUCUUCUGGAUUUGGUGCCGAUGUUGGCAACAGUAUUGGAGGUGCUCUCUGGAACACUCUUCUGCCUCGAAGACUCCAAGCAAAUUUACCUGAAGCCGCCAAGGCUAACUCGACUGCCAUCUUCCGGUCCAUUGUGGUCGCUCAAGCCUACGAACCCGGUUCCGAGAUCAGAGACGCUAUCAACCUGAGCUACCGCACAACCCAACAGACACUGGCCAUUGGCUCAUUAUCGCUUUCUAUUCCUCUUCUUCUAAUGAUGCUUUUCUUCAAGAAUGUUGAGCUGGAGACUGAGGAUAAGGAGAAGGAUAGAAUUGCCGAGGAGCAACUGGCUGCUGCUGGCCAUACUGGCCAGACAGUUGACAAUUCCCUGACUAAGUCCAACGAGAAAUAG
Fusarium coffeatum is the source of this 1845-nucleotide messenger RNA. RefSeq lists its product as uncharacterized. The record is from RefSeq and is a predicted model, not a curated record. Gene Ontology annotation, molecular function: siderophore-iron transmembrane transporter activity. Lineage: Eukaryota; Fungi; Ascomycota; Sordariomycetes; Hypocreales; Nectriaceae. The transcript is spliced from 5 exons. Bases 1 to 1845 code for a protein of 614 amino acids. Gene Ontology annotation, biological process: siderophore transmembrane transport.